Molecule: messenger RNA, 1512 nt
Organism: Microthlaspi erraticum
Lineage: Eukaryota; Viridiplantae; Streptophyta; Magnoliopsida; Brassicales; Brassicaceae
Source: the annotation of a GenBank genome assembly
AUGGGGAAGAGAUCUAAGUCCAAGAAGAAGGCUUCCGGUGCCUCGCCUAGCGCUUCUCAAAAGUCCUCUAGUUCCCGGUUACCUGGUGAAGAUGCUCCUUCGUCGCCUCUUGUGACGCCGGAAUCCUCCGCCCCUCCCGCAAUUGUCCCAGCCGAUGCUCCAGUAACAGGCUUGACAACUGAUUUGGAACCUGGUGAGAUCCAACCUGAGAUCUCCCCUGAAAUUCCCACACAUGACGCAGAAGAGUGCGCCCUUCGGGUGGCUGCUUCGGAUCCGUCCCGAAUUUCAACCGAUCUGAAGAAUACCUCAGUUGAGAAUGCUUCUCACAACAACACUGCAAAAUUCACGGAAGUGACGGACCCAGCAAAAUCGACAAACCCUAAUUCCCCAAAAGGAGAGAAUUGGGCGAAUCUGUUCAAAGGUAACUCCAAGACCUUAGCUCAGAAAGGAGAAUCCUACAUCUUGCCAUCAGGAGAAGUAUGCGUGAAAAUCCCCAAUUCGAUUAUCGAAAAGCAUCAGAAAUCUUGGGAUUCUUUCAUCAUCGGUCAGUUUUACUCGGAUUCGCCUCCUCAAGGUUUGAUUCACACUAUUGUCAAUGGUAUUUGGAGCAAACAAUUUCGUGAUAUCACAGUCUCUAAAAUGAAGGGUAAUGCUUUUCUCUUCCGCAUUCCAAAUGCUCAAACACGGAGGCGUGUGAUUAGUCAGAGACUGUGGCAGAUCGAGGGACAAACAAUGUUCGUAGCUGAUUGGGUCUCUGGAGUUAUUCCCUCGAAGCCGGAACUGUCUUCAGCUCCGAUUUGGUUGGAACUAAGAAAGGUCCCGUUACAAUUCUUCAAUGACGAUGGCCUUGGAAGGAUUGCAGGGGCAGUUGGGGAACCAAAAGCUCUUCAUCCUUCAACAGCAAAUAAAACCAACCUGGAAGUCGCAAAGGUGUUAACACUAAUCGAUCCGAGAAAGCCUUUGCCGGAAGCGGUAAAUGUUCAGUUCGAUUCUGGUGACAUCAUGAGGAUCCUUGUCUCCAGCCCAUGGAUGUCUCCAGUUUGCUCCUUUUGCAAGGAGAUUGGCCAUAGCGUUAGAAGAUGUGCCUCUGCUCCGAUCUUUUGCUCUACUUGUAAAUCAGCAGCUCAUUCCACUUCAAAUUGUACAAGAGUGAAGCCAAAGCCAGGAGCUAAGAAAACGAAACGUGGCUCACGGUCGAGAUCAGUGUCUAGAAGCAAGAGGAAGCAGCUGCCUGAAGGAACGAUCCUGAAGGCUGCUGGCUCAGUUGGUCAAGUGAACCUUAACACACCACUGCAGAAAUGGGUAAAGAAGAAGCCAAUCCCAGAUACUUUGGGAACCAAGUCUAGUGGAACUGCAACAGGGAACUCGAGUGGUGUCUCAGCUGCAGAACCAGACUCUUCUGACGUUGAAUCUUCAGGUUCAGAUUCAGAGGAGGUAGAAGAAGAUAAUGAUCCGGAAUUAGAUUAUGAGUUCGCAACGGUGUUGUCUCAGAGGCAGCGCAAGAGUGAGUGA